AUGACAUUUGAUCGACAAGACAACCCUGGCAGUAAUGCUUCAAUUCAUUCCACAUUAUCUGACUCAGAAGUUAUUGAAACUACUCCUCUCCUUGGAUCAGCAGAAUUACCCAAGCCAAAUGCUUCCAAACCAUCUCCAUGGUAUAUCAUUAUUCCCGUAUUUCUCUGGGCCAUUGCUACAAGUUCUUCUCUGGCUGCUCAACUCGAAUUCGCUACUAAAAUCUUUUGCAACAGAUAUUACCAAUCCAACAGUGGUGGUAUGGGAGGAAGUCUAAAUGACGAUGGUACAAUCCCAAUUGUGGAUUGCGCUGUCCCUGAAGUCCAGAGCGCUGUGUCACAAGCACUUGCCGUCAUUUCUUUCCUGGUUUUUGGUUGCGCCCUCGUUGUGUCUGGAUACUACGGAAGAUUGUCUGACCGAAAAGGACGCACGGUUAUUGUGAGAGUCUCUAUGCUUGGAAGUAUUCUUGGUUUAAUCUGCCUUAUCCUCACCGGAAAAUACCAGUCAGUAUUUGGUAUCUCUCUGUUGUACAUCAGCCCUUUCUUCCGAGGUUUCCUGGCCGGAGAAACUAUAUUAAUGGCAUCCAUUCAAGCCUACAUUACAGAUACUACCGAUGCUUCGGUCAGAACGCUUAUGUUUGGUCGCAUGAUGGCAUCUGUAUAUUUUGGAUUUACUAUUGGUCCUAGUCUGGGUAGUUUUAUCAUUAAGACAACCGGCAGUAUCUAUGCAGUUCUGUACUUUGUAAUGGGAGUAUACGCUUUCAUUGGUUUUUACGCUUGCAUUAUGCCCGAGUCAAAUGUAUUUAUUACCGAGAAUGAGGACAACAAUGAAAGCAACACAGCCUGCGACGGAAGCGGAAAGAAAAAAUACGUGUCUUUCCUAGAGCAGAUCAAUGUCUUUGCUGCCCUCACAAUCCUCAGUCGCACGCACAGCCAGCACAUCAGCCGACAUGCGCUUCCUAUCCUUACUGCCAUCAACACAAUCCUCACCGUGAUCCUGACCCCACCAGUCUUACUCUAUGCCAUGCUCCAGUUUGGCUGGGGUGCCUAUGAGGGUGGUCUGUUCAUCAGUCUGUCGUCGUUUGUCCGUCUAAUCAUCCUGAUCUGUUUACUGCCAGUCCUCAACACGUUGUUCAAGAAGUGGUGCGAGAGGAAACUUUCGGAUGAUACUCAUGUAGCUAAUUGCUCUUCGACGUCUGCCGAAAUUGAAGAAAAGAGAAUCUACCGUGCAGCCAUGUUCGAUAUCUGGAUGGUGCGCUCAGGAACCAUGAUUGAGGUCACUGGACUGAUUCUGAUGGGACUUUCAUUCAACGCUUUCGAAUUCACUUCAUCGGCAAUUAUCCAUGGCUUUGGGUUGAUUACACAGCCUUCCCUUCGAUCGCUCCUCAUUUCAUCCGUCAAUCCUACUGAAGUAGGAGAGCUGCUGGGUGCCAUUUCAGCUGUAGAAGCCUUUGCAAUGAUGUUUUCUCAACUUAGUAUCAAUGCAAUUUACAGUGCUUCGGUAAGCACAAUGCCCACCCUCGUUUUCUUUGCCUGCGCAGGUUUCGCAGGGUUGGCCUCUCUUAUGGCAUUCCUCAUCCACCCAACUAAGGAAGAAGUUGAUGUCGAGACUUCUUCCAAGAAAUAA
Molecule: messenger RNA, 1623 nt
Organism: Phycomyces blakesleeanus NRRL 1555(-)
Lineage: Eukaryota; Fungi; Mucoromycota; Mucoromycetes; Mucorales; Phycomycetaceae
Exons: 8
Coding region: 1-1623 (540 amino acids)
Biological process (GO): transmembrane transport
Cellular component (GO): membrane
Molecular function (GO): transmembrane transporter activity
Source: RefSeq, a predicted model, not a curated record